Messenger RNA from Dicentrarchus labrax (European seabass), 2928 nucleotides. RefSeq names its product schwannomin-interacting protein 1. The record is from RefSeq and is a predicted model, not a curated record. The transcript has 7 exons. NCBI's taxonomy places the organism in Eukaryota, Metazoa, Chordata, Actinopteri, Moronidae. Gene Ontology annotation, cellular component: plasma membrane; cell junction. Bases 213 to 893 code for a protein of 226 amino acids. Gene Ontology annotation, biological process: positive regulation of hippo signaling.
GGGGGAGGAAGAGGGGAGGAGGGAGUAAAGGGAAGAUCCUGUCUUCCUUCAGACGGAGUUAAAAUAGUUUUCAGAUACUUUUUUACCAACUUUUCUUCAAUGUUUGUGUAAAAGCUCCGAGGCUGCACACAGCGGAGCGGCCGCAGGGAGCCGCGGGCCGACGGACGGCGGCAUGUCGGACGGAUCCGGAGCCGUCUGGAUGUGACUGGAGGAUGGAGGGAGAGAAAGAGACGGCCGAGGAGAAGGAGGAAGAGGAGGACAAAAAGCUUCAUCACAUCGCAGCGGCGUCCUCUGUGGACUACCCGGACCUUCCCAUCAUGCACUGGGAGGACCUGAGCCAGCGGAUAGCUGAGCUGGAGAAGCAGGAGAAGGAGAGGAGGGAAAGGUCAAAGAGGGGGACGGGGGUGAGGAUGGACGAGAGUCAGGGGGGAGUGUGGAGGGACGUCUGGGAGGAAGAGGAGGAAGACUUCAGGAGGUGUCGAGUAACGCAGAGAUUUCACAACCACAGAAACCUGCAGCUGUGCUUCAUCAACAACAGUGACAGUGAAGACGAGGAGGAAGGAAGCAGCAAAAAGGUUGCUAUGGGAACGGGUGGCAACGGUUGCCACGGGCUGAAACAGGAAGUAGCGACGGCUCUGCGGACGCUGAGAGACAAACUGCUGGCUGAACAGAAAGAGAAGGAGCAUCUGGACAGGAGCAGUGUUGUAAAGCGGAAACAUCUGGAGCGUUGGGAGCUGAAGGAGUGUUCAAUGCAACAGCUCAACAGCUGGAGAGCUUCACUUCAACAGGACGUCCACGCUCUGAGCUCCGAGCUGGUGGCUCACCUGUUGGUCCGAGACCAGCUGAGGACGAAGCAGGACGCCAUGCUGCUGGACGUCCAGGACCUGACCUAACGCCGUCCACGUCAGCCCGGGACUCGUUUACUUCAACGUUAGCGGAGCUGCUAGUCAGCAGCAUUCAGUACAGCAGAGAAGAGACCUGAAGGGUUCAGACUAUCUAGAUUUAACCUGCGUUGAACUUUACGUCCUGCAGCAGAAGAAGACUGCAGGUGUAAGUCUAUACAUUUAUAUGCAAACGAGGGACUCUAACUUAUCUUAUUUAAGGUUUUACUGUUACUUAUUUGUCAUUAUAACAAGGGAACAUUACACUCAUACAGCAUGUGCAGCAAGACAAGCUCAACUUAAAGGCUCCAUAUGUGAUUCUGAAGCAUUUUAUUUUCACGUAUUAACCACAUUUUAUCAGGUUGUAACGUAGAAACAGAACUUCCUCUGCUGUCUGUGGACUGAUCUCUAUGUGUCUCUAUGUAGGAUGAGGGUCAAAGGUUGUGACCUUUAUGCUCCCGAGUGCCAACAGUGGGCAACACUAGCUAACGUUAGCUUGCUUGCUAACACGGGUCUGGCGUUGGGUGAUGUGUAAACAGCGAGCUAGUUAUUAGCAUGGAGCUAACGGUCCAAAUAAACUAUAGGAACAUUGCAGAUAGUGACGUUAUUAAAUAUGAUUGUCAGUUAUUUUACAGCGUUCAGUGUUUGACGCUGUUGGCCGACGCCCAGGAUGAUGCAACAGGACGCUGACUGCAGUUCACUGAACGGCCACUGGUGGCGCUGUUAGCUACAGUUUAAUAAACGUUACAUAGAGAAGCUUUAACUGAUUCUGGUUGUUAUAUCUUAAUAAUAUUUGUUUGUAAAACAAAAGGGGAAUUUCACCAAACGUUACAGCAAAUAAAAUAUUAGCAGUUUUGAUAGAUAACGUCACUCAGACUCUGUAAGUUAGAACAAUAAUAGUGGAUAUAGGGUAUAGCCUAUAUCGCCGUCCAUUUGUUUCAAAGGUAAUUACGGUCGGUGAGUUGCCUUUUUAAAAUUAUUUGUACAAUUUACACUAUCAGAUGAAUUUUUAAUGUUACCUAAAUGCAUAAAAAAAAGUAUUUUAACGUUGGUGGCGUCUUUAACACUUCAGGUACAGUCAGUGAUUGUUUACUCCUAAACAGACAAGCAAGGGAAUAAUACCCGUAAUACAGCCACGUAUGUUUGUGAUGACGCACACGAAAUAUCGCUGCCUUGUUGUGAUGUUUUCUUCCUUUAUGUUUGUGUCGCCCCUUAAACAUCACGCUGUUCUUCUAAAGUCCUCAACACUUUAAAGGGAGUUUUAUUCUGAAUGCAGUAACUUUGGUUGAUGAGGAUGUUCAGAUGAUUUGAAUCAGUAGCAAAGGAAUGAUAUUAUUUCCACAUUCUCACACUGAUGUGUGGAUAUCGAAAGGCAAUGUACUGUAAAGGGAAUGUGUUAUCUUUUUAUUCACAUAUACUUAUUUAAAGUCACACUGAAAUGUCGUUACAGUAACUUCAUGUGAUGUGUUUCCUCUUGGAAGAACUGAGCGAACACAGGGAACAGAUUGUGUUUCAUUUCAUUGUGACUUUAAGGGUAUUUAGAGAUGUAUUUUAAAAUGUAAAUAAAAUUAAUUACAAAUGUAUUUGUAAAUGUAAACAUUAAUUCUAAAAUAUAUUUUCAUGGUCUGACUACAAUGGUUGUAUUUUGGCUUCAUUGCUUCCGUGUUUUACAUUUAUAAAUCAGAAACACAUUCAACAAAUGUAAAUAAUAUAAAUAUUGCUUUUUAUACUCAAGAAUGUAAAAGUAUCUGUGUCUUGUUUUCAGCUUUAUGAUUUUCCAGAUAACAUUUAAAUCGUUUGACUUAAGAAGUAGAGAGAAUACAGUUUCUAGCUUUAAUUUUACACAAAAUCUUGUUUUCUUUGUCUGUUAAAUGUCUAAUUAAAGAUAUUUACAGUGUAAAACAAUGAUCAAUAAAUCCAGGUGAACUCUGCUAUAAUACAAUAAUCAGACUUACAUUUACAGCAGAGUGCUGUUAUUAUUGGAUUGUUAUUAUUUUAAUGUGAAUGUUAAAAGUUAUAGAAGUGUAAUAAAAGUCAUUAUCUGUGA